Oppia nitens is the source of this 681-nucleotide messenger RNA. RefSeq names its product E3 ubiquitin-protein ligase MARCHF3-like. The record is from RefSeq and is a predicted model, not a curated record. The transcript has a single exon. Gene Ontology annotation, biological process: protein ubiquitination. Bases 74 to 610 code for a protein of 178 amino acids. Gene Ontology annotation, molecular function: ubiquitin-protein transferase activity; zinc ion binding. Lineage: Eukaryota; Metazoa; Arthropoda; Arachnida; Sarcoptiformes; Oppiidae.
AAAAACUGUCCAUAACUUCAAGUGCAUCAAAAAAAAUUGUGUUUUUUUUUGUUUCAUUCAUCGGUGGUAUACUAUGUCUUCACCGCCGCCGUCGCUGCCGCUAAACAACAACAACAACAAAUGUCGGGUUUGUAUGAAAACUUCGGGUGAAUUGCUAACUGUCUGCAGGUGUCGGUCCUGGAGUUUAGCACACAAACAGUGUCUCAAACAUUACGUGAAACUAACGCUCAAUCAUUGUUGCGAUGUUUGUGGCCAUCAGUACGCAAUCCGACGCCGACCGAUGAAUAUGGUCGACAUGUUUGCCAAUGAGCCGAUCCAAUUGGAAACACUGGUCGAAAUUGCCAGCAAACUGUUAAAUCUGAUACACUGUUGGCUAAUCGUACGGCUGGUCAUAGCCCUCGCCGAUAAUACUGACCAAUGGCUACAAGAUUUUGUCGUAUUUAUUGUCUACAGUCGGCUCGCGUACAUUGUCUACAUAUUCUUCCGGUUUGUGGCCACCAUUGUCUGGCAGUACAGCCGCUAUUGGCGGCCAAAUAACUUUGUCAUCGAUUUUGUACCGAUGAUGGCCACCACUGAUACUAUCGCCACUGAAUCGCCAACAACUCGUUGACCAUCAGAAACCCCAAUCACCCGGUGUUUUGUCCAAACAUUUUGUUUUUUUUUGCUUAAAUUUAAAAAUAC